GUGAAAUCCUAUCAUAAGGGGAUGUAGACUGACUGAUUUAACGACUUGUGAUUAUCGUGAAUAGAUGAACGGUUAGUCUGCUACCAGGAUCCCGUUUCAUUCUACCACAUCCUGAUGAUGAUGACAAUGGAAUAAAAGAUUCGGUAACCCCCCGGGAGAGAAAGAACUGUGAAUCUAUAGUUAAACGGUAGCCGUCAUGUCUCUGAACAAAACUAUCGAGCUGGAACAUUUCGAUGAACGGGACAAGGCUCGUCGUAGCCGUUCCACGCGCUCCACCGGUGCUUCUACCGGCGGGGGAUCCGGUUCGAGAGGCAGUAGUCUGGUGCCGAGCCCCGCGCACAGCGCCAACUGUAGUUACUACCGUACACGCACGCUGCAGACUCUCACCUCAGAGAAACGAGCCAAGAAGGUCAGGUUUUACCGGAACGGGGACAGGUAUUUUAAGGGACUCGUGUAUGCGGUCUCUAACGAUAGGUUCCGGUCAUAUGAUACGCUGCUGAUGGAUUUGACCCGGUCCCUGGCGGACAACCUGCACCUGCCUCAGGGCGUGCGCGUCAUCUAUACGGUGGAUGGGAUCAAGAAAAUCACUUCUAUGGAUGAACUGGCAGAGGGUGACUGUUAUGUGUGUGCCUCCAACGAGCCCUAUCGUAAACUGGACUACACCAAGAUCAACAACCCAAACUGGAAGCCCGGUGUUACCGCUGGUACCCCGAGCGGUUCCUCUACUGCUCUUUCCACUGGGACACGGUCUGGGUCAGGGUCUGGGUCAGGUCCAGGCCCGGGAGGUCAACAGGUGGUCAGAGAGAGUAAUGACUUUAUAAAGCCUAAACUGGUCACGGUGAUUCGCAGCGGAGUGAAGCCGAGGAAAGCGGUCAGGAUUUUAUUGAACAAGAAGACAGCUCAUUCUUUUGACCAGGUUCUGGAGGAUAUCACUGAAGCUAUCAAACUGGACUCUGGUGCCGUCAAGAGACUUUAUACACUGGACGGGAAACAGGUGACCAGCCUGCAGGACUUCUUCGGUGAUGAUGACGUGUUCAUGGCGUGUGGUCUGGAGAAGUUCCGUUACGCUCAGGACGACUACGCUAUCACACACAGCGGGAAGGCUGCCUCGGCGUUCGUGAACGAGUCUAGGGUGAAAAUGUCUCGUUCCUCCACUCCUCUGAAGCCGUUGUCUCCAAAACCUUCCAGCGUGACCACGCCCAAAACCCCGCCCAGAACUCCACCCAGAACCAAAUCACCUGGCCCAGCCACUGAGGGGCCAGGAAUUCAGGUGGGUGUGGCUAAGUCGGCGAGGUCAUGCCCCUCCCCCACCAGCCCGGGGACCCGACGCAACCUGAAGAUUUCUCCUCAUCCUGCCUCGUCAGAUGUGAACGGAGCAGCGAACCAGACAGAUGAUCUGAGCCCUGAAGUGAAUGGGAACAGGUCGGUCUCCUCCUCCAUCAUCAGUGACAAGUACAAGGUGGGGAAGAUCAUAGGGGACGGGAACUUUGCCGUUGUUAAGGAUUGUGUAGAGAGGUCGACAGGACAGGAGUUUGCUCUGAAGAUUAUCGACAAAGCUCGUUGCUGUGGGAAGGAGCACCUGAUAGAGAACGAGGUGGCGGUGUUGCGGAGGGUCAGACACCCCAGCAUCAUACAGCUGAUUGAGGUCGACGACACGCCCACAGAACUCUACCUGGUCAUGGAAUUGGUCAAGGGUGGAGAUCUGUUUGAUGCCAUCACAUGUUCUACUAAAUACACAGAGAGAGAUGCCAGUGCCAUGAUCUUCAACCUGGCGGGAGCUAUUCAAUACCUACACCGUAUGGAUAUAGUCCACAGAGACAUCAAACCUGAAAACCUGCUGGUGUGUGAAUACCUGGAUGGGACCAAGUCGUUGAAGCUCGGUGAUUUUGGUCUGGCUACAGUCGUAGAGGGACCCCUGUAUACAGUCUGUGGAACGCCCACGUAUGUAGCUCCAGAGAUCAUCGCUGAGACCGGGUACGGUCUGAAGGUGGAUAUCUGGGCUGCAGGAGUUAUCGCCUACAUCCUAUUGUGUGGGUUCCCCCCGUUCCGCAGUGAGAAUAACAUCCAGGAGGAGUUGUUUGACCAGAUACUCAGGGGGAAGCUGGAAUUCCCUUCCCCAGACUGGGACACAGUCAGCCUGCCGGCCAAGAUGCUGAUUGGUGAGAUGCUGCAGGUGAACGCGGACAUUCGUUAUUCAGCAGAGGAGGUCCUCUCACACCCCUGGGUUACGGACGAGGCCACUCUAGAGAGCAGAAACGUGAACACAGAGACAUUAUCGUCAGCUACGGUGACCCCUGACCUUCCAGUGACCCCUACAACCCCGACAGCGACCUUUGACCCUAUGACCCCAGCAGCACAGAGUAGCCCCGCCCACAACAACACUACUAAUCCCAACUCUAAAUCUAUUACCUCUGCUGAGGACACAUCCCACUUCAGCCCCUAGGCAAGGGAUGGGCAACUUUGAAUGGGGGUGGGGCCCACCAAAAAUAUUAACUCAUCACGAGGGGCCGCGGUGGCUCGUGGGUAGAGUGAAGAUUUAGCAAUUUUCUAACUCAUUUCCUGCAAUUCUACACAUUUUGCCAUGUGGGUGGAGAGAAAUGUUUGCAGUUUUUAAUAUGAUAUCUGAAGGAGAGUGACUAACAAAAUCAAUGGGAGCCCAUAAUUAGACUAAUUAACAUAAUUACA
Messenger RNA from Salmo salar (Atlantic salmon), 2685 nucleotides. Lineage: Eukaryota; Metazoa; Chordata; Actinopteri; Salmoniformes; Salmonidae. The record is from RefSeq and is a predicted model, not a curated record.